AUGGCUUCACCACUACCUUACAGCCGCCAAAAUGCGCUUGCCUCGACCAUCGCAGCGGAUAAUGCAUCCAACGUAGCUGGCAAGAUCGUCUUGACUACCGGCGUGACGCAGGGUGGCCUAGGAGCAACUUUUGUAGAAGAGAUUGCAAAACACCAACCCGCUCUCCUGAUCCUCGCUGGCCGCUCGGCAUCCAAAGUCCAAGCCACGGCCAACAAGAUUAAAUCCAACCCAGCGAGCGCCAACGUCGAAGUGCGUAUUCUAGCCCUCGAUCUUGCAUCACAAAAGCAGAUCCGCGAAGCCGCGAAAGAAGUCCUAGCAUACCCAGAGUCCCACAUCGAUGUCCUCGUCAACUCAGCAGGCAUAAUGAAAGGCUCCUACCGUACCACAGCCGAAGGCAUCGAAAACCAAUUCGGAUGCAACCACAUCGGGCAUUUCCUCUUUACCAAUCUCAUCAUGCCCAAACUCCUUGCUUCCAAAGCACCAAGAGUUGUCAAUGUGGCUAGUGACGGCCAUCGCUUCAGCGGCGUGCGUUUUGAGGACCCGAAUUUCCAGGAUGGCAAGGUCUACGAUCAAUGGGAAGCGUAUGGCCAGAGUAAGACGGCGAAUAUCUUGUUUUCAUAUGCGCUGGCAAAGAAACUGGGUCUGAAAGGACUGAAAGCGUUUAGCCUGCACCCGGGAGUAACACUGGGGACGUCUCUCGCUGAGAAGUUCGAUGAUGAAGACAUGAAGAGUGUGGUGGCCAAGGAUAAAGAGAUUGGCUGGACACGUGAGUUUGACAUUAAGUCUCUCGACGAAUGUGCGGCUACCCACGUUGUGGCUGCCUUCGACACAAGAUUGGACAACUACAACGGCGCCUUCCUUGACAAUGGAAAUGUGGCGCCACAGGAGGUGCAGCCAACAGCGAAGAACCCGGAAGACCCAGAGAAGCUUUGGAAGCUGAGCGAGAAGCUUGUUGGAGAAGAAUUUGUAUACUGA
This is a messenger RNA of Alternaria atra, 975 nucleotides long. RefSeq lists its product as uncharacterized. The transcript is spliced from 2 exons. Lineage: Eukaryota; Fungi; Ascomycota; Dothideomycetes; Pleosporales; Pleosporaceae. Bases 1 to 975 code for a protein of 324 amino acids. The record is from RefSeq and is a predicted model, not a curated record.